UCUAACAGCAUUCCAAAAUGGAUCGUUGGACUGGCCGGGUGGCCGUCGUUACCGGUGCCAGCUCCGGUAUUGGUGCGGCCGUAGUGCAAGCGCUCGCCAACGCGGGCAUGAUCGUGAUCGGUCUGGCAAGGCGUGUCGAACGGGUGGAGGAACUGCGCCAACAGCUCUCCAAACAGGCCGCCCAACGGCUGCACGCGAUCCGGUGUGAUGUAACGCGGGAAGAAGAUAUAGUGGCCGCUUUCGACCAAAUCGAGCAGCAGUACGGUGGUGUUGAUGUGUUGAUCAACAAUGCUGGUAUUGCGCGAGGUGGAAUCAAUCUGUUCACACCGGGCAAUGCCGAUCCGCUGCGUCAGGUACUCGAUACGAACGUGAUGGGUGUGGUGCUGUGCAGCCGCGAAGCGUUCCAAUCGAUGAUGCGCCGCUCGGUCGAUGGACACAUCGUGCAGGUGAACAGUGUGGUAGGGCAUACGGUGCCCGCGUUCGCUAGCUUCAACAUCUAUCCGGCGUCCAAGUUUGCAGUGACGGCGCUGACAGAAUCGAUGCGCCAUGAGUUGCGGAUAGAGGGAACGCGCAUCAAAGUGACGAGUAUUAGUCCGGGACUGGUCAGGACGGAGGCGGUCCCUAGUGAGCUGAAAACGGGCCAGACGCCAAUACUGGAACCGGAGGAUAUUGCGGAUGCCGUGCUGUACGUGCUGGGCACCCCGCCGAGGGUACAGGUCCAUGAGCUUACCAUUAGACCCGUUGGUGAAAUGAUGUGAAAUGAAACAUACAACGCUUCUAAAUGAGACCAUGCAAAAGUCAACUGGGUACUGGUAGGUGGUCUUCAAAUAAAGAAAUGAAG
Anopheles gambiae (African malaria mosquito) is the source of this 841-nucleotide messenger RNA. Its product is annotated as farnesol dehydrogenase. The record is from RefSeq and is a predicted model, not a curated record. The transcript is spliced from 2 exons. Gene Ontology annotation, molecular function: oxidoreductase activity. Lineage: Eukaryota; Metazoa; Arthropoda; Insecta; Diptera; Culicidae. The coding region runs from base 18 to 758 and encodes 246 amino acids.